Molecule: messenger RNA, 765 nt
Organism: Symbiodinium natans
Lineage: Eukaryota; Dinophyceae; Suessiales; Symbiodiniaceae
Source: the annotation of a GenBank genome assembly
AUGCUCAGGUCGGAGCCGCGCCAGUGGAAGCAAGACGAGGAUCUGGACGCCUUGCAUGGUGUGACAGAGGCCGAGCGAUUGGUCUUCUUGCGUCGAUCCCUCGCCCGGGCCCGCCUCCAGGGCUUGGAGCUCGAAUCCCAGCGCUUGCAGCACGAGAAGGCCUUAGCGGAGGCCUAUGUGCAGCGGCGGGAGAAUCAGAUUGCCCAGCGGCGAGAAGAGCGGCAAACAAGGCUUCGCGAGCUGCAGCAGAAGGCGCGCCCGCCGCCACGCAGCCCAGAGCUAGAAGCCGAAAAGGAUCCGGAGGUGUCGGCCCUCUUGGCACACCGCCCGUCGCUGAAGAAGCGAUUGCGUCCGCCUUUGCAGCAAAGUGCCCUCUCCUCGGCAGCUCCGCUCUCCCCGCGGUCCCCGCAAUCUCCGCGAUCUCCGCGAUCUCCACUGGCGUCGAGCUCUGCUUCGCCAUCUCCGAGGAAGCCGGCGGUGCCCAAACCACCGGCUCAACGAGCAGCUGCCCGGCCGCCUGAGGAGGCUCCGUCGGCCAAGCAGCCCCAAAUGCCAAGAAAGGAGCAUCUGCGCGCGACCCAACACCAGCUACUGAAAUCGUGUGGCGUGGUGGUCUACAAGCAGCAGAUGAAGGCUCACUUCCGGCGAAUUCUGGAGGCAGUGGAGGUGGGCUACGGAGCAAGUGCUGGUCAUCAGAAGAAGAUCUUGUCCAACUUGGCGAGGCCAGUCUCCACAGAUGCGCAUCAGCACCGGCACCGUGCUUGA